UGUACAUAAUGUAUAUAUUGUAUAUAGAUAGAUAAGUAGUUGUAAGGUUUCCCGGAUGGUUGAAUUGUAUGAGAAGAAGAAGAAGAAUAAAGUGUGCACUUGAACGGGAUGCCUCGUGGUGUUACUGCUGCAGCGACGUGAAUGGGAUACUAAUCUAGAUAUAAUUCCAGGUGAGUGAGCAGUAUACUACAAUUAUGGCGACGUGAAUGGGAUACUAAUCUAGAUAUAAUUCCAGGUGAGUGAGCAGUAUACUACAAUUAUGGCGACGAAAGGACCCAAAGACGAAAGUGAGGUUAAGUCUUCCCAGACAACAAAAUUUGUUGAAUCAUGCCCAAAUUUGGGGCCAUACGACCCAAAAGGAGCUUUUGCAAGUUACAAGGAGAGGCUUGAGCUAUGGUUCGAGGGUCAAGGAAUUGAAGACGAGAAAAUUAAACGGGGCCAAUUGAUGUCGGUGGUGGGAGCAGCAGCUUAUGAAACCGUCAAGGGAUUGGUGACCCCAAAAAAGGUGUCUGAAUGUUCGUAUAAAGACCUCAUCCAAGCCAUGGAAGCCCACUAUGAUCCUGUUCCCAAUGAAAUUGUACAAAGGUACAAUUUUUACAGAAGAUCUCAGAAAGAAGGAGAGACUAUAGCUGAGUUCAUCGCAGAGCUAAGAAAGCUAUCAGAAUUCUGUAAUUUUGGGGACUUGGAAAAGGCCAUCAGAGAUCGUUUGGUGUGUGGAAUUAAAGACGAUUCAACUCGCAAGAAGUUGCUGGCAGUGAAGGACCUAACCUACAAAAAAGCGUGUGACAUAGCAAGAGCAGAAGAGGCGGCUGCAAAGGGCGCGGAAACGAUCCAACCAGAAGAAGGGAAAGUUCAAGCCAUCUCUAAGAAAGGAUUUGCUAUAGAAGAGGGACCCGGGGAGAUGUGUUUCCGAUGUAAGAAACCACAUAAUGCCAGUGACUGUUGGUUUAGGGAGGCCAUCUGCCGACAGUGUGGAGAAAAAGGACACAUCCGGCGAGCAUGCACCAAGGAAAAAUCUAAGAAAAAGAAAGCAGGAAAGAAAGUAAAUGUUGUAAAACUUUCAGAUGACACUUCAGAUGAAGACGAAACUGUAAAUCAGAUAAAUACAAUUGCUGAACAGUGGAAUGGUGUUUGGGUGUCAGUGAAGAUUGAAGGAGUUCCUCUAGAGAUGGAAGUUGACUCAGGGGCAUCCAAUACAGUGAUAAGUGAGAAGGAUUGGAGGAACCUGAAGAUUAGCAAAGAUUAUCGGGAGUGCAAUGUGAAGCUACAAACUUGGCUUAAAAAAGGGGUCACUGUAAAAGGGAAAUUAAAAGUGAAAGUUGAGUUGGCUGACAGGAAGGUAAAAUUACCGUUGAUUAUCACCAAAGAAGGAGGUAAACCGUUGCUGGGAAGGAAUUGGUUCCAAGCAUUGGGAAUCAAAGUGCUUGUUCCUGAAGUCAAAGCAAUUGAGAUGGACCAGAUGGACAGAUUGUCACCGUUGAUAGAAAAACACAAGGGGGUAUUCAGAGAAGAAUUGGGUGCUCAUCCCGAGAUUGAGGUGAACUUAGAGUUGAAGGAAGACGCCAAACCUGUAUUUAUGAAACAUCAUGCUCCACCCAUGGCUUUGAGAGAAAGGAUUGACCAGGAAUUAGACAAAUUGAUAGAGCAAGGGGUGAUUGAAGCAGUGGAGAAUUCAGAGUGGGCGACACCAACGACAUACAGGGUGAAGCCAAAUGGUGAUAUCCGCAUUUGUGGAAAUUAUCGAGGAACGGUGAACCUGAUGAGCAAGAAGAAUCCGUAUCCUCUACCUACAGUGUCAGAACUUCUCGCUGGAGCUGGAGGAAGGUACUAUUCUAAAAUCGACUUUGCUCAAGCAUAUCAACAAUUGAAAGUAAACGAAGAAACUAGCCGAGUUUUGACUUGGAAUACUCAUCGGGGUCUGUAUCGAGUGAAGAGGCUACCUUUCGGGAUUUCCGCAGCACCAGGUAUUUUUCAAAAAUUUAUGGAAACCCUUUUGGCAGGUAUACCAGGGGUGUUAGUAUUUUUAGAUGAUAUCUUGGUAAUAGGGAAUAGUGCUGAAGAACAUUAUAACAGGCUUGAGUUGGUCCUUAGGAAAUUAGAUGAGGCUAAAUUAACUGUGAAGAAAGAGAAAUGUAAGUUUGGGGUAGAAGAAAUUGAGUUUGUGGGCUAUAGAAUUAGUAGUAAAGGGAUAAAACCUUUGGAAAGUCACAUUAAGGCUAUACAAGACGCCCCUCCCCCAAAAGACAAGGAACAGUUGCAGGCAUUUCUGGGAUUAGUUAAUUUUUAUUGUCGAUUCAUUGAAGAUAGGGCCACAGUAGCUGAAUGUUUGCAUAGGUUGCUAGAUGAAACUACAAAUGCUGAGUGGAAGUGGGAAAAAAUUCAUGAUAAAGCAUUUAGGGAACUGAAGGAAGCUCUCACGUCCACAGACAUUUUGAUGCAUUACAGUUUGAAAGUACCUUUGGUUUUGAGUUGUGAUAGCUCUUCGUACGGGGUGGGGGCUGUUCUGGCUCAUAAAACUGAAAGAGGAGAGAAACCAAUUUCGUACUUUUCAAGGACACUCAACAAGCAUCAAAGGAAUUACGCUCAAAUUGACAAAGAGGCUCUGUCGAUAAUUGAAGCAGUGAAACAUUUCCAUAAUUACAUUUAUGGAAGGAAAGUGACCAUCAUAACAGAUCACAAGCCGUUGUUGGGAAUUUUUAACCCGAAUAAACCAGUUCCUCAAAUUAUUUCCCAAAGGAUGGAAAGAUGGUGCCUUCUGUUAGCUACUUAUGACUAUGAAAUAGUCUAUCGAAAGGGGAAGGAACAUGGCAAUGCAGACGGGUUAAGCAGACUACCUUUGAAAGAGGAAGUGAUCGAAGAGAGUGAAAUUGGAGUGAUUUCUAUGUUGGAAACGGAUCAAUCUCCAAUCCAGGCAAGAGAAGUUCAAGAAGCCACGAAAAAAGAUCCAUUGUUGAAGAAAGUCAAAAGAUGGGUGUUGCAAGGGUGGCCAGAAAACUGCCCAGGCGAGGAUGUGAAACCAUAUUUUCUCCACAGGAGUGAAAUAACAGUGGAAAAGGAUAUACUUCUGAGAGGAACACAAGUGAUAAUCCCAAAGGAACUUCAAGAAAAGUUGAUGGACUCUCUACACAGUACACAUCUGGGUAUAGUCAACAUGAAAGUCUUGGCUAGAAUGUAUAUGUGGUGGCCAAAAAUGGAUCAACAACUUGAAAGAAAAGUGAGGGAAUGUGAAACGUGCCAAACUCAGAGAAACAAUCCACCGAAAGCUCCAUUGUGUGAAGGAAAUGCACCACAGAAAGCCUGGGAAAGACUGCACGUAGACUUUGCCGGACCUCAUCAGGGCAACAACUAUUUGAUUGUCGUAGAUGUGACGUCUAAAUGGUUGGAAGUUGAACGAGUAAGGAGCCAAUCGUCAGAGGAAGUGAUAAGAGCGAUGAGAAGGAUCUUUUCGACUCAUGGAAUCCCAGGAGAAAUUUUCUCGGACAACGGAACUUGUUUCGUGUCAAGGGAAAUCAGGAAAUUUUAUGAGUCAAAUGGCAUCAAAAGUAUCACAUCUUCUCCAUGGCAUCCUGCCAGCAAUGGUCAGGCAGAAAGAAUGGUUCAAACAACCAAAAAGGCUUUGGCAAAAUUUACCGGUGACGUCGACUUGAAGUUAGCCAGAUUCCUUAUGGUUCAACACCUUACUCCAAACCAGACUACUGGGAAGGCACCCUGUGAACUUUUGAUGGGAAGGAGGAUAAGGAACUGCUGGAGUCGGCUACACCCAGAGGAGAUUAAGACAGAAAGGAAUAAAGAACACAAAGAACCGAGGAAAUUCAAGGAGUGGGACAAGGUCUACGCUAGAAAUUUUUCAGGGGACAAGUGGAUAAAAGCUGUGGUUCUGGAAGUAACAGGACCAGUGUCCUACAAGGUACAGCUCGAAGAUGGAACUGUCUGGAGGAGACACAUAAAUCAGUUGAUAGAGCGAGUGGAAGCUUCUCCAACAGCGACGGCUGACAGACCGGAAGAAGGAACAGUUGCCUCAGGCUCAGGGUCAAGAGUGAUACAAAUUGAAGAGACCAUACAGAACCCAGAAGUUACCACCCCUGAAGAGCCUGGUGAAGUCUCACAGCCAGAGACUCCUUUAAGCGAGUUGAGAAGGUCAGGACGUGAGCGCCAUCCUCCCAGUUAUUUACAGGAUUAUGUCUGUGACUAAAAAGGGGAGGGAUGUUAUGUACAUAAUGUAUAUAUUGUAUAUAGAUAGAUAAGUAGUUGUAAGGUUUCCCGGAUGGUUGAAUUGUAUGAGAAGAAGAAGAAGAAUAAAGUGUGCACUUGAACGGGA
This is a messenger RNA of Phlebotomus papatasi, 4318 nucleotides long. RefSeq lists its product as uncharacterized. The coding region runs from base 260 to 4192 and encodes 1310 amino acids. The transcript has a single exon. NCBI's taxonomy places the organism in Eukaryota, Metazoa, Arthropoda, Insecta, Diptera, Psychodidae. The record is from RefSeq and is a predicted model, not a curated record. Gene Ontology annotation, biological process: DNA integration; proteolysis. Gene Ontology annotation, molecular function: nucleic acid binding; zinc ion binding; aspartic-type endopeptidase activity.